AGUCAGUUGUACAACUGAAUGCCUUCAACUGAAAUGUGUCUUCCGCAUUUAACCCAACCCCUCUGACUCAGAGGAUGCGUGAGGGACUUGGUAUAGAGAAGCAUUGGGGGGGAACGCUCUCCCAAAGGAAGUUGGUAGUGUAGCGACCUUAAACCAACACUAUUAUCGACCUUAUCAAGAGGUUAAGAUAUCUUGGCUUAAUGGUUUGACAGUGACUGGGCCUGGGUUUGAUUCCAGUCGGAGCUGCCCUUGGAUUUCGCUACAAUACUAUCCCAAGGAAUAGUCCGUGUGGACAUUUUUACAGUUGGGUUGAUGUUUCAAAGGUUAUUCAUUGCCAUAAAUAUAAACAACAAUUGUACACCCAGAACAUUCGCUGGCUGACUUUAUGUAUUGCUGGUGGUGUUAUGGUAUCCAAAGUUCAGCUGGCUGCCCAACCCAGAACGUGAAAGAGCGAUAUGCUAUCUCAGAGGUGCACAAACACAUUUUCUCAAGCAGUCUUCAAGAACAGACCAUGAAAAUGUUUCAGGGAUUUGAUGUCCUGAUGCUCGAGUUGUGAUUCUAGCCAUAACAGGGUUCAAUGAGUCUCUCUGAGGAGGGAGAGCAGUGGGCCACUGCCUCUAAGAUAAGUCUCUCUGGAGAACAUGACUCCAACUCAAAAGCUGAAAGCCCAAUCCAGCAGAAGAGACCAGUCUCACCUGUAACUAGCAGUGUGUCCAUGAAGAGUGACCAAUCUAUGGGACAUCCAGUGCUUUUCAGGAAGAGAGAUGGUUCUACUAAACAAAGACACCAACAGAACAGACCAAAGUCAGAGAUUCCUAGUGGUCAGUCUGCCCAGAGUCAUCAACAAGACCUGUCCGCUAUACUAAAAUCACUUGAAGAAAAUGUCAUCACAUUUGUGAAGAAUGAGUUGAAGAACAUCAACAGGAUUCUAUGUUCUGAGAGUUCAGAUCACCCAGUAUUCUUCGGGAGUCAGACAGAGGAUAAAGAAGUGGAUAAACCGGAGAGGAUUGCCCGAGAGGGUGCUCUGGACAUCUCACUGUACAUCCUGAGGAACAUUAACCAGAUGGAGCUCGCUGACAAACUGGAGAAAAAUACACCUGCCAUGAAGAGCCAACGUAAGCUAAAAUCUCAUCUGAAAAAUAAGUUUGAAUGUGUAUUGGAGGGAAUAGCGAAACAAGGAAACUCCAGACUUCUCAGUAAGAUCUAUACAGAGCUCUAUAUCACAGAGGGUAGAAGUGGAGGAGUCAAUCAUGAAAAUGAGAUGACACAGAUUGAGGCAGCAUCCAGGAGACCAGCAACACAUGAGACACCAAUAAAAUGUAAUGACAUCUUUCAGCCCUUACCUGGACAAGAUAAAUCUAUCAGAACUGUGCUGACGACGGGAGUCGCUGGCAUUGGAAAAACAGUCUCUGUGCAGAAGUUCAUUCUGGACUGGGCUGAAGGGAAAGCAAACCAGGAGCUUCAAUUCAUAUUUCCACUUUCGUUUCGGGAGAUGAAUUUGAUGAAGGAGAGAAACCACAGCAUGACGGAACUUCUUCAUCGCUUUGUCAUGGAAACCAAAGAAUCAGGAAUAUCUAACUAUGACAAGUACAACGUUCUGUUUGUCCUUGAUGGUCUGGAUGAGUGUCGACUUCCUCUAGACUUCAAGAACAACAAGAUCUGUUUUGAUGUCACAGAGUCUACCUCAGUGGACGUGCUGCUGACAAAUCUCAUCAAGGGGAAUCUGUUUCCCUCCGCUUUCCUCUGGAUAACCUCCCGACCUACAGCAGCCAAUCAGAUCCCUCUGGGGUGUGUUGACCAGGUGACAGAGGUACGAGGGUUCAAUGAUCCACAGAAGGAGGAGUACUUCAGGAAGAGAAUCAGUGAUGAGAAUUUCGUCAGCAGAAUCAUCUCACAUAUCAAGAUAUCAAGGAGCAUCCACAUUAUGUGCCACAUACCUGUCUUCUGUUGGAUUUCUGCUACAGUUUUUGAGAACAUAAUGAAGACAGAAAAAAGAGUGAUGCCCAAGACUCUGACUGAGAUGUACAUGUAUUUCCUCAUAUUUCAGUCCAAACAGACACUGGUGAAGUUUGAAGGGAAAGAGCAGAUCGAUCAACACUGGGAUAAAGAGACCAUUAUGUCACUGGGGAAACUGGCUUUCCAACAGUUGGAGAUAGGUAAUCUGAUUUUCUAUGAGGAAGACCUGAAAAAAUGUGGUAUUGAUGUCAGAGAGGCAUCAGUGUAUUCAGGACUGUGCACACAGAUCUUCAGAGAGGAGAAUGGGCUGUACCAGGAGAAGGUAUACUGCUUUGUUCAUCUGAGCAUCCAGGAGUUCAUGGCUGCUGUGUAUGUGUUCCUCUCAGUCGUCAACAACAACGUGAAUCUAAUGGCCAAUCCGCAAUCAACCUCUGCCAAGCUGCGGACCCUGUCUAUUGACAACCGUCUAAUCGACCUGGCAAGGAGUGCAGUGGACAAGGCUUUAGAGAGUGAGAGUGGACACCUGGACCUGUUCCUCCGCUUCCUUCUGGGCCUCUCAUUGAAGUCCAAUCAGACUCUCCUACGAGGCCUACUGACACAGACAAGUAGCAGCUCACAGACCAAUGAAAUGAUUGUCAAGUACAUCAAGGCAAAGAUCAGGGACAAGCCCACCUCAGAGAGAUGCAUCAAUCUGUUCCACUGUCUGAAUGAGUUGAAUGACCAUUCUUUAGUGGAGGAGAUCCAAAGCUACCUGAGAUCAGGAAGUCUCUCAGAAGCCAGCCUCUCAUCUGCUCAUUGGUCAGCUCUGGUCUUUGUGUUGCUGACUUCAGAAGAGAAGCUGGAAGUGUUUGACCUAAAGAAAUACUCCAGAUCAGAGGAAGGUCUUGUUAGGCUGCUGCCAGUGGUCAAAGCCUCCAGAUCAGAGGAAGGUCUUGUUAGGCUGCUGCCAGUGGUCAAAGCCUCCAGAUCAGAGGAAGGUCUUGUUAGGCUGCUGCCAGUGGUCAAAGCCUCCAGAUCAGAGGAAGGUCUUGUUAGGCUGCUGCCAGUGGUCAAAGCCUCCAGAUCAGAGGAAGGUCUUGUUAGGCUGAAUGGAUGUAACCUCACAGACAGCUGCUGUGCUUCUUUGGCCUCGACUCUCAGCUCAAACUCCUCCCAACUGAGGGUGCUGGACCUGAGUAACAAUGACUUGCAGGAUUCAGGAGUGAAGCUGCUCUCUGCUGGGCUGGAGAGUCCACACUGUCAACUGGAGACACUGAGGCUGUCAGGCUGCCUGGUCACAGAGGAAGGCUGUGCUUCUCUGGCCUCAGCUCUGAAGUCAAACCCCUCACAUCUAAGAGAGCUGGACCUGAGCUACAAUCACCCAGAAGACUCAGCACUGAAGCUGUUCUCUGCAGGACUGGAGAAACUCAAUUUGGACAAUGGUGGAGAGCGCCGGUUACAACCAGGGCUUAAAAAAUAUGCCUGUGAACUCACACUGGAUCCAAACACAGCAGGCAGACAGCUGAUUCUGUCUGAGGACAACAGAAAAGUGACAUCGAUGGAGAGUUUUAAGGACCGGCCACAGGUGCUGUGUAGAGAGGGUCUGACUGGGCGUUGCUACUGGGAGGUAGAGUGGAGUGGGGAAAAAACUCGUUUGGCAGUGACCUAUAAAAGAAAAAGUAGUUUUGACUCCAAUCUACUUGGAAGCAAUGACAUAUCUUGGGGUCUGGGAUGCUACAGUGAUGGUUACACUGCCUGGCACAAUGGUAAUCACACGACCAUACUGGCACCUUACUCCAGUAGAGUUGGAGUGUAUCUGGACUGGCAGGCUGGUUCUCUUACCUUCUAUAGCAUCUCCUCUGACACACUGACCCACCUGCACACAUUCCACACCUCGUUCAAUGAGCCCCUCUAUGCAGGGUUUUUGGUUGAGGAGACGGUGUCCCUGUGCAGGGUGAUUUUUAGCUCGAGCUGCUAGACCUGUUAGACCUGCUAGACCUUAUUGUUUCUUAGCAACUGGACCUUCCAGGUAAAUGUGGCUAUUCAAAUCCAUCUUUCUUCUUCUUCUUUGGUACAAAAUACAGUUUCCCCACCAAUAGAAGAAAAUGUUACGUAGCAUAUUAUGUAUUCAAGUAGACCUACAGAUAUUAUACAAUUAAAAAUAAUUCAACAUGAAGAAGGAAGUUAAGCGAUGUUGCCAUAGACCUGAUAUAUUGACCUUUACACGGAACCCAAACCGGCUGCGCGCGUGCGCCAUCGUGCAUAAAUGGAUUUUGCCCCCCCCCUCACACCAAAUGCGAUCACGACACGCAGGUUAAAAUAUCAAAACAAACUCUGAACCAAUGACAUUAAUUUGGGGACAGGUCGAAAAGCAUUAAACAUGUAUGGCAAUUUAGCUAGUUAGCUUGCACUUGCUAGCUAACGUUAAUUUGUCCUAUUUAGCUAGCUUGCACUUGCUAGCUAACGUUAAUUUGUUCUAUUUAGCUAGCGUGCUGUUGCUAGCUAAUUUGUCCUGGGAUAUAAACAUUGAGUUGUUAUUUUACCUGAAAUGCACAAGGACCUCUAAUCCGACAAUUAAUCCACACAUAAAACGGACAAUCGAAUCGUUUCUAGUCAUCUCUCCUCCUUCCAGGCUUUUUCAUCUUUGAACUUAUAUGGUGAUCGCAUCUAAACUUUCAUUGUAUUACCACGACAACCGGCAACAAAGUUCGCCUUUCAAUCACCCACGUGGGUAUAACCAAUGAGGAGAUGGGACAAGGGUACCUGCUUCUAUAAACCAAUGAGGAGAUGGGAGAGGCAGGACUUUCCGGGCGAUCUGCGUCAGAAAUAGUAAUGACUUCUAUUUUAGCCCUUGGUAUCGCAGACGUCAUUGGCGCGCGCGAGCAGUGUGGUUGCAAUAGUUGAAUAACAUGGAUUUCUACAUUUAUUUUGCUACGUGUCCGGUCUGGUCAGCAUGCAAGGUUAGAUAAUAGUAGCCUAUGGACCUAAUAGAUAGGCCUAAUAAUAUUGAAACAGCUCAGACAAGAGUCUAAUGGCUUAAUACUAGGUAGGUCUAUCGAUUGAACAUACAUGAAAGUGAUGUCAAUAUAUAUCCUAAUAAUCUAGCUAUUAUAUAAUUCAGUUAUUUUUGCUUCGCUUUUUUUUAACAUUGCAAACUUUUUAAGCUAUUUAUAUUCAACUAUGAAGUUUUUGGUGGUCACAGAGAAACAGAUAAACAUCUUCAUAAACGGUGAUUUAACGAUGAAUUUAGCUGUUCUACGAGUUGUCUGAGGCAGGCGUUAGAUUACGAGCAAUUUCAAGUGCAAUGUUAAUAAAGACGGUUUUGUGAAACGUUCGGUAAUGUAAAUAUGGUUUUACGAACGUUCUAACGAUGAAUUUAGCCUUAAGAUGUAUUUGGGAAACCGGGCCCUAAUCGAAAAAACCAUGUAUGUUUCUACGGUAUAUUACUAUACACUUUAUGUUCCUAGUCAGUUUGAAUGCCUAUCCCUAAACCCAAUUUACGGGUGUAGGGGUAUACCGCCACCCUCUGCUCACUCCAGGGAAUUUCAGGGUAUUGGUAAAUUACCUGGGCCUCGUUUCCCACUUGCGAUGUAGCCUAACUUAAAACAAUACGAUGAUCGUACGCUACCAGCUUUCACUAAGUGUAUCGUUAGACAACCUGGUCUCAGAGCUUUUCGUAUUAUUCUGUAGAUCAAUUCAAUACACUACACUUAGUAUGAUUUUUUAUUUAACCUUUAUUUAACUAGGCAAGUCAGUUAAGAGCAAAUUCUUACUUAAAAUGAUAGCCUACCCCAGCCAAACCCUAUAACCUGGAUGACGCUGGGCCCUAUGGGACUCCCAAUCACAGCCUGUUGUGAUACAGCCUAGAAUCAAACCAGGGUCUGUAGUGACACCUCUAGCACUGAGAUGCAGUACCUUAGACUGCUGCGCCUCGGGAGCCCAAAAUGAUGUGUUUUGUAUGGUAUGUAUUAGUCCUAAUUUGUCGAUUUCCAUCACCCAUGUUGUAUGAUAUGUGAUGAAUUUGUAAAACGUAUGAUAUGUUACGAAUUUGUAAAAUGUAUGAUAUGUUACACAUUUAAAAAAUUAUGAUAUGUUGUAAAUUUGAAAAACGUUUUAUUUAUUUUUUAAAUAUUUUUUUUUACAUUUCCUGUGUUACGUCUAGUCUAUGAGACCAGGCUGCGUUAGACUGUAGAUAUUGAUAGGAUCGAAAGAAAAUCAGCGCUGCUCAAAAAUCUGCUUUCUCCAUUAAAAUCUUACCUUUAACAUUACAAUUAUACAACAAUAUUGACGACAGAUAAGUUCCUAGUGAGAUAUUACCUAUGGCUGCAAAUAUUGAAGGUGCUUGUUAUGCUUAGCCAAUAAUAGAGCUAAUACAUCACAGAUUGGGCACAUGUUGUCACACAUCAUGAAACAUAUUGAGGCAAAAAUUACAGACAGUAAGUAGCCUAGUGGAAAAAUAUAACUCGAUAUGAUUUCAAGGCUCAAUUAUCCUAUUUAUCUUUUAAUGAGGUCAUCUCGGUUUUCAUUUGAAGCAUUGUGUCUUUCACUUGUUUUCAGUGGCAACCCGUCAUUCACCUGUUUAGCUUAAAAAAUAAAAACGUUUUGUUGUUGUUGCCUGUUUUGCAUGUUAUUUUGCCAUUAAUACGUGUCACAUAUCAGUUUGCAAACAAUGUAAAAUAAAUAAAUAAUUGAGUUAAUGAA
Molecule: messenger RNA, 6636 nt
Organism: Oncorhynchus nerka (sockeye salmon)
Lineage: Eukaryota; Metazoa; Chordata; Actinopteri; Salmoniformes; Salmonidae
Product: NLR family CARD domain-containing protein 3-like
Biological process (GO): intracellular signal transduction
Molecular function (GO): protein binding
Source: RefSeq, a predicted model, not a curated record